GAUCAACGUAAGGAUAAUAAUCGCUGACCCAAAACCUCAGCGUAUCACAGGCAAAACAAACCCCUACCACUCAAAGUUAGAUUACAGUACCCAAGCUCCUAAUAAUCAAAGAUUUGAUCAUUGAAACCCUUUUCUGCAUCUUCACCAAGCUACUAACUACCUCUGAAACCCACAAGCAACUGCCCAUAAGGGCCAAAUACAUAUAUAGCAACGAAUCAUGGAUCCAUAACCAAUUUCUUUCGCCCUUAUCUUUCAACAAGAUGGUUUGUGAAGCUCUGUCCUUAACCAUCCCUUUCUUCUCAAUAAUAGCCUCCAAAAAAGAUCUUAGAUUAGCUAAAACCUAUAAUCUUUGUCGUUCCAGUCCUAGGAUUCAGUGCUCGAGUUCUGGUGCAGAUCAGGGCCCUGUAACUGCUGAUAAGCUUGAAAAUGAUUAUUCCUUGACUGGUACUGCUUAUGAUUUUGAAAGAGCUACCAUAUCACUUACUCGUGAGUCUUUAUCGUCCCCAAAGAAGGUAACUCUUGUAAGGCAUGGCCUCAGCUCUUGGAAUAAAGAGGGUAAAGUUCAGGGAAGCUCAAACUUAUCUGUUCUAACAGAAGCUGGGAUAAAGCAAGCUGAGAGGUGUAGGCAGGCCCUUUCGAAUAUGCACUUUGAUCAAUGCUUUUCAAGUCCGAUAUCCCGUGCUAAGACCACUGCCGAAGUGUUAUGGCAAGGGAGGGAAGAGCCACUGGUUUUCCUUGAUUCACUGAAGGAGUGCCAUCUCUUUUUCCUUGAAGGCAUGAAAAAUGUGGAUGCUAAGGUGAUAUAUCCAAAGGAGUACACAACAUGGAGAGAGGAUCCGGCAAAUUUCUACGUAAACGGCGUCUACCCUCUUCGGAAACUGUGGGCAACAGCAAGAGAAUCUUGGAGGGAAAUCUUGUUGUCACCCUCCAUCAUUGAUCAGGGAGAAAACUUUUUGGUUGUCACGCACAAAUCAAUGUUAAGGGCACUGAUCUGCUCAGCUUUAGGGCUUCCCCCCGAGAGGUUUCGGUCGAUUGAUGUGAACAAUGGUGGUAUAUCCACGUUUGUUUUCAACAAAAGAGGGGAAGCAAUGCUCCAGUCUUUGAACAUGACUGCUCAUAUGUAUAGCGAUCACGUGUAUCUUUCUUGAAUCUGUUUGAAUCAAUAGCUGUUAAGACUGAGAAACCA
Hibiscus syriacus is the source of this 1186-nucleotide messenger RNA. RefSeq names its product probable 2-carboxy-D-arabinitol-1-phosphatase. The transcript is spliced from 7 exons. Gene Ontology annotation, molecular function: phosphatase activity. NCBI's taxonomy places the organism in Eukaryota, Viridiplantae, Streptophyta, Magnoliopsida, Malvales, Malvaceae. The record is from RefSeq and is a predicted model, not a curated record. The coding region runs from base 261 to 1148 and encodes 295 amino acids.